CCGCAGACUGCCUGAGGUCAGGGAGUUCGCUUGUCUAGCCUCGCCCAGCUAGCCGCGUCCAGCUGCUAUGUCCAUCCACUUCAGCUCCCGCUCCACCUCCGUCCCGGGCCGCACUGCUCAGGUGCGCCUGAGCUCAGGCCGCGCCGGCGGCUUCGGCAGCAGCAGCCUCUACGGCCUGGGCACCUCGAGGCCUCGGGUGGCCGUGUGCCCCGCUUACGGGGGCCCGGUGGGCGCCAGCAUCCGGGAGGUCACCAUCAAUCAGAGCCUGCUGGCACCGCUGAGGGUGGACAUCGACCCCACCAUCCAGCAAGUGCGCCAGGAGGAGCGGGACCAGAUCAAGACCCUCAACGACAGAUUCGCCUCCUUCAUCGACAAGGUGCGCUUCCUGGAGCAGCAGAACCAGAUGCUGGAGACCAAGUGGGCGCUGCUGCAGGAGCAGAAGUCAGCCCAGAGCAGCCAGCUUCCCCGCAUCUUUGAGGCCCGGAUUGCUGGGUUGCGGCAGCAGCUCGAGGCCCUGCAGCUGGACGGAGGCCGCCUGGAGGUGGAGCUGCGGAGCACGCAGGACACGGUGGAAGAUUUCAAGAAUAAGUACGAAGAGGAAAUCAACCGGCGCACGGCUGCGGAGAACGACUUUGUGUUGCUGAAGAAGGAUGUGGAUGCCGCCUACACAAACAAGGUGGAGUUGGAGGCCAAGGUGGACAGUCUGAACGAUGAGAUCGGCUUUCUCAAGACCCUUUACGAGACAGAGUUAGCAGAGCUGCAGUCCCAGAUCUCAGACACCUCUGUGGUCCUGUCCAUGGACAACAACCGCAGCCUGGACCUGGACAGCAUCAUCACCGAGGUCAAGGCCCAGUAUGAGGACAUGGCCAACCGCAGCCGGGCUGAGGCUGAGGCCUGGUACCAGACCAAGUUCGAGACGCUCCAGGCCCAGGCUGGGAAGCACAGCGACGACCUCCGAAACGCCCGGAAUGAAAUUGCCGAGAUGAACCGAGCCAUCCAGAAGCUGCAGGCUGACAUUGACACCAUGAAGAACCAGCGUGCCAAGUUGGAGGCCAGCAUUGCUGAGGCCGAGGAUCGCGGGGAGCUAGCACUGAAGGACGCUCAUGCCAAGCUGGCCGAGCUGGAGGCCGCCCUGCAGAACGCCAAGCAGGACAUGGCGCGGCAGCUGCGCGAGUACCAGGAGCUCAUGAACGUCAAGCUGGCACUGGACAUCGAGAUCGCCACCUACCGCAAGCUGCUGGAGGGCGAGGAGAGCCGGUUGUCUGGAGAUGGAAUGGGACCUGUGAAUGUCUCUGUCGUGAACUCCACGGGGGCCAAUGGCAGCAGGCUCACCUUCGGGGGAGCCAUGGGCAGCAAUGCUCUGAGCUUCAGCGUGGGACCAGGAGCCCUCAAGGCCUAUUCCAUCAGGACCACAUCGACCACCCGCAGGGGCCCCCACAACUGAGGCUCGGAGAGACCCCACAACCCUUUGCUCACCUCCAGGAAGGCCUCUCCUGCCUCAUGUCCCUGUCCCAGGUCUGGAAAAUGGUCUGAAACGGCUGUUGGCUUUAAUAAAGAGCCUCUCUGAGCGAGUUUCCUGGUUA
This is a messenger RNA of Meriones unguiculatus (Mongolian gerbil), 1583 nucleotides long. It is a transcript of the gene Krt7, whose product is annotated as keratin 7. Gene Ontology annotation, cellular component: keratin filament. The transcript has 9 exons. Lineage: Eukaryota; Metazoa; Chordata; Mammalia; Rodentia; Muridae. Gene Ontology annotation, molecular function: structural constituent of skin epidermis. Gene Ontology annotation, biological process: keratinization; intermediate filament organization. The record is from RefSeq and is a predicted model, not a curated record. The coding region runs from base 68 to 1444 and encodes 458 amino acids.